AUUUUGCAUUUCCAGGGGGCAGAACUGUUAGUAAACAAAACAGUUCUCCUCCCUGUCCACUCGUGCACACUGCUUUGCAGCUGUGCACAGCACAGCCAUGCAAAGCAGUGCGAUAACAGUGAAGCACAAAAACACACAGCACACAUAGUAAAACAGCACACAGUUAACCGUCUGAUUGCCCCACAUGUUAACCCCUUCCUGCCCAGUGCCAUUAGUACAGUGUCAGUGCUUUUUAGUAGCACUGAUCACUGUAUUGGUGUCACUAGAGAUGUCAGUGACACCAAGUCAGUUCCCCCCACGGUGUCAGAAUGCCCACGUAGUCCCGCUAUAAGUCGCUGAUCACCGCUGUAACUAGCAAAAAAA
Molecule: messenger RNA, 363 nt
Organism: Staurois parvus
Lineage: Eukaryota; Metazoa; Chordata; Amphibia; Anura; Ranidae
Source: the annotation of a GenBank genome assembly